Molecule: messenger RNA, 3927 nt
Organism: Puma concolor (puma)
Lineage: Eukaryota; Metazoa; Chordata; Mammalia; Carnivora; Felidae
Source: RefSeq, a predicted model, not a curated record
AUGGAUAUUUACGACACUCAGACCUUGGGGGUUGUGGUCUUUGGUGGAUUCAUGGUCGUUUCUGCCAUCGGCAUCUUCCUGGUGUCCACCUUCUCCAUGAAGGAAACGUCAUAUGAAGAAGCCCUAGCCAACCAGCGCAAGGAGAUGGCAAAAACGCACCACCAGAAAGUGGAGAAGAAAAAGAAGGAGAAAACAGUGGAGAAGAAAGGAAAGACCAAGAAAAAGGAAGAGAAACCCAAUGGGAAGAUACCUGACCAUGAGCCAGCCCCCAAUGUGACCAUCCUUCUCAAAGAUCCUGUGCGGGCACCUGCAGUGGCCGUGGCUCCAACCCCAGUGCAGCCCCCCGUGGUCAUUGCCCCUGUAGCCCCAGUACCAGCUGUGCCCCAAGAGAAGCUGGCCUCCUCCCCUAAGGACAAAAAGAAAAAGGAGAAAAAAAUCGCAAAGGUGGAACCAGCAGUUAGUUCUGUAGUGAAUUCUAUCCAAGUUCUUACCUCCAAGGCUGCCAUCUUGGAAACUGCUCCCAAAGAGGUGCCUAUGGUGGUUGUGCCCCCAGUGGGUGCCAAGGCCAGUACCCCAGCCACUGGCACUGCACAAGGCAAAAAGGCAGAGGGAGCCCAGAACCAGAACAAAAAGGCAGAGGGAGUCCAGAACCAAAACAAAAAGGCAGAGGGAACCCCCAACCAGGGCAAAAAAGCAGAGGGGGCUCCCAACCAGGGCAAAAAGGCAGAGGGAGCCCAGAAUCAGGGCAAAAAGGUAGAAGUGGUCCCGAACCAGGGCAAAAAGGCAGAAGGGGCCCAGAAUCAGGGUAAAAAGGCAGAAGGGACCCAGAAUCAGGGCAAAAAGGCAGAAGGGGCCCAGAAUCAGAGCAAAAAGGCAGAAGGGGCCCAGAAUCAGAGUAAAAAGGGAGAAGGAACCCCAAACCAAGGCAAAAAGACAGAAGCGGUCCCCAACCAGGGCAAAAAGACAGACGGGGCCCCCAACCAGGGCAAAAAGGCAGAGGGAGCUUCCAACCAGGGCAAAAAAGUAGAAGGGACCCAUAAUCAGGGCAAAAAGGCAGAGGGGGCACAGAAUCAGGGCAAAAAAGCAGAGGGGGCCUCAAACCAGGGUAAAAAAGAGGAGGGGACCCCAAACCAGAGUAAAAAGGCAGACGGGAGCCCCAAUCAGGGGAAAAAGGUGGAAGUGGUUCAGAACCAGAGCAAAAAGUUAGAGGGGACCCUCAACCAGGGCAAAAAGGCAGAGGGGGCCCAGAACCAGGGCAAAAAAGUAGAGGGGGCCCAGAACCAGGGCAAAAAGGCAGAGGGGGGCCAGAACCAGGGCAAAAAGGUGGAGGGAGCCCCCAACCAGGGCAAAAAGGAGGGAACCCCAAACCAGGGUAAAAAGGCUGAGGGUGCCCCCAACCAGGGCAAAAAGACAGAGGGGACCCCCAACCAGGGCAAAAAGGCAGAGGGGGCUCCCAACCAGGGCAAAAAGGCAGAGGGGGCUCCCAACCAGGGCAAAAAGGCCGAGGGGGCCCAGAAUCAGGGCAAAAAGGCUGAGGGGGCCCAGAAUCAGGGCAAAAAGGCAGAGGGGGCCCAGAAUCAGGGUAAAAAGGCAGAUUCAGUUGCUAGUCAGGGCACAAAGGCAGAGGCUGUUGCAAGCCAGGGGAAAAAAGCAGAGGGGGCCCCCAAUCAAGGCAAAAAGGCAGAGGGAACCCCGACCCAGGGCAAAAAGUCAGAAGGGUCCCCCAACCAGGGCAAAAAGGUGGAUACAUCUGCCAAUCAGGGUAAAAGGACAGAGUCAGCUCCUAUCCAAGGCAAAAAUGCAGAUAUGGUCCAGAGCCAAGAGGCACCAAAGCAAGAGGCUCCUGCAAAGAAGAAGUCUGGUUCAAAGAAGAAAGGUGAGCCUGCGCCACCGGACUCCGACAGUCCUCUCUACCUCCCUUACAAGACUCUGGUCUCCACAGUCGGAAGCAUGGUAUUCAACGAGGGUGAGGCCCAGCGGCUCAUUGAGAUCCUGUCCGAGAAGGCUGGAGUCAUCCAGGACACUUGGCAUAAGGCCACUCAGAAGGGCGACCCUGUGGCAAUUCUGAAACGCCAGCUGGAAGAGAAGGAAAAGCUGCUGGCCACAGAGCAGGAAGACGCAGCUGCCGCCAAGAGCAAACUGAGGGAGCUCAAUAAGGAGCUGGCAGCAGAAAAGGCUAAGGCAGCAGCCGGGGAGGCCAAGGUGAAGAAGCAGCUUGUGGCCCGGGAGCAGGAGAUCACAGCCGUGCAGGCGCGCAUGCAGGCCAGCUACCGGGAGCACGUCAAGGAAGUGCAGCAGCUACAGGGCAAGAUCCGGACUCUUCAGGAGCAACUGGAGAAUGGCCCCAACACACAGCUGGCCCGUCUGCAGCAAGAGAACUCCAUCCUGAGGGAUGCCUUGAAUCAGGCCACGAGCCAGGUGGAGAGCAAGCAGAAUGCGGAGCUGGCCAAGCUCCGGCAGGAGCUCAGCAAGGUCAGCAAGGAGUUGGUGGAGAAGUCAGAGGCCGCACGGCAGGAGGAACAGCAGCGGAAGGCUCUGGAGACCAAGGCGGCCGCCUUUGAGAAACAGGUCCUACAGCUGCAGGUGUCUCACAAGGAGAGUGAGGAGGCUCUGCAGAAGCGCCUGGACGAGGUCAGCCGGGAACUGUGCCGCUCACAGACCAGCCACGCCAGCCUGCGGGCGGACGCCGAGAAGGCCCAGGAGCAGCAGCAGCAGAUGGCCGAGCUGCACAGCAAACUUCAGUCCUCCGAGGCGGAGAUGAAGAGCAAGUGUGAGGAGCUGAGUGGUCUCCACGGGCAGCUCAAGGAGGCCAGGGCUGAGAACUCGCAGCUCACCGAGAGAAUCCGGUCCAUUGAGGCCCUGCUGGAGGCGGGCCAGGCCCGAGACACCCAGGACGCCCAGGCCAGCCAAGUGGAGCAGCAGGCCCACCUCAAGGAGCUGGAGUCCCAGGUGCGGUGUCUGGAAAAGGAGGCCACCGAGCUCAAGGAGGCAGUUGAGCAGCAGAAAGUGAAGAACAAUGACCUCCGAGAGAAGAACUGGAAGGCCAUGGAGGCUCUGGCCUCGGCCGAGAGAGCCUGUGAGGAGAAGCUGCGCUCCCUGACCCAGGCCAAGGAGGAAUCGGAGAGGCAGCUCAGCUUGACCGAGGCACAGACCAAGGAAGCCCUGCUCGCCCUGCUGCCAGCGCUCUCUGGCUCGGCACACCAGAGUUACACCGAGUGGCUGCAGGAACUCCGAGAGAAGGGCCCCGAGCUGCUGAAGCCGCCGCCAGCUGGCACAGAGCCCUCCUCGGACCUGGCCUCCAAGCUGAGGGAGGCCGAGGAGACCCAGAACAGUCUGCAGGCUGAGUGUGACCAGUACCGCACCAUCCUGGCGGAGACGGAGGGCAUGCUCAAGGACCUACAGAGGAGCGUGGAGGAGGAGGAGCAGGUGUGGAAGGCCAAAGUGAGCGCCACGGAGGAGGAGCUCCAGAAGUCACGGGUCACAGUGACACAUCUCGAAGAGAUCGUAGAGAAGCUGAGAGGAGAACUUGAAAGUUCAGAUCAGGUGCGGGAACACACCUCACAUCUGGAAGCAGAGCUGGAGAAGCACAUGGCGGCCUCCAGCGCCGAGUGCCAGAGCUACGCCAAGGAGGUGGCAGGGUUGAGGCAACUUUUAUUAGAAUCUCAGUCUCAGCUGGAUGCAGCCAAGAGUGAAGCCCAGAAACAAAGCAAUGAGCUCGCCCUGGUCAGGCAGCAGCUGAGUGAGAUGCAGAGCCACGUAGAGGAUGGUGACGUAGCUGGGUCCCCGGCUGUCCCCCCUGAGGCCCCCCCAGCAGAGCAGGACCCUGUCGAGCUGAAGACGCAGCUGGAGCGGACGGAAGCCCUCCUGGAGGACGAGCAGACACAACGGCAGAAGCUCACGGCCGAGUUUGAGGAGGCGGACUUGUAG